AUGAAGACAUUAUCCAUCCUGUUCUCGAUCGCUUCGUUCACAUUCGCGCAUCCAAAGCCUACAAAGCCUCUCUCAUGGACGCUUACCCCCACAAACAGUACACAACAAUUCCGUGGCCUUUCGCCUGUUGACGAAAAGGUACUGUGGGUGUCCGGUACGUCUGGCACCAUCCUACGUACCACCAACUCCGGGAGAACGUGGGUCGACGUGUCUCCGCAAUUUGCGUUCGAGAAUGCUUCAGACUUCCAAUUCCGCGAUAUCCAGGCUUUCUCCAAGAAAAAUGCCGUUGCUUUAUCGAUCGGUGAGGGAAACUUGUCACGCAUCUACAAAACGGAUAAUGGCGGAAAGAGCUGGAGACCCACGUUCAUCAAUGAGGAAAAGACAGCAUUCUAUGAUUGCAUGGCGUUCGAGACAAAAAGAGGUAGAGAAGGCCACGGCGUUGCAAUGAGUGAUCCUGUCGACGGCAAAUUCCGUCUGCUAGAAACGUGGGAUGGUGGUGCGCACUGGUCUAUUGUUUCGAACAAGACGAUGCCGCCAGCGCUGGACGGCGAAUUCGGCUUCGCAGCAAGCGGGACAUGCAUUGAAGCUGCGGCGGGCCGAUGGUACAUCGCAAGUGGCGGCGUGGAUCCAGGAAGAAUCUUCUACACAAGUUCCGAUAGCGUCAGUCAUGGCUGGCAGGUCGCGAACUCGUCCAUCUCUGGUGGUGCCGCUGCCGGUGUAUUCUCAGUGCGUUUUCGCGAUACGCGUCACGGUAUCGCAGUCGGUGGAGACUAUGAGCAACCUACAGCCAGCAACAAUACGGCGUCUUGGUCCAACGAUGGCGGCGUGAGCUGGCGAAAGGCUGACUCGUUUCCGCGCGGAUAUAGAUCGGGUGUCAGUUGGGUGCCAGGGAGGAGACAAACAGCCGUUGCAGUUGGAACUAGUGGGUCAGAUGUUACUAUCGACGGAGGGAGUAAUUGGGUUCCUAUCGGUAAUGGAACGUUCGAUGCUGUCGAGUGCGUUGAGAGAGACGUUUGCUGGGCCAGUGGGUCUGGCGGACGGGUUGCAAAACUGGAUCUACGAGGGCUAUGA
Alternaria arbusti is the source of this 1071-nucleotide messenger RNA. RefSeq lists its product as uncharacterized. The record is from RefSeq and is a predicted model, not a curated record. NCBI's taxonomy places the organism in Eukaryota, Fungi, Ascomycota, Dothideomycetes, Pleosporales, Pleosporaceae. Gene Ontology annotation, molecular function: protein binding. The coding region runs from base 1 to 1071 and encodes 356 amino acids. The transcript has 2 exons.